Molecule: messenger RNA, 393 nt
Organism: Paramuricea clavata
Lineage: Eukaryota; Metazoa; Cnidaria; Anthozoa; Malacalcyonacea; Plexauridae
Source: the annotation of a GenBank genome assembly
AUGGAAAUAACAUAUAACGGACCAAGUGCUUUCGUCAGUGCUGUGAAACUUGUGCAUACUUCAGGAUUGGUGUCUAAUAGGGCAUCAGUCCCAGGUUCAUUCUGGGGAUCCGGCGAAGGUACCAAUGGCCUUGCCACUUUGAUCACUGAUUCUCAAAAUAGAAUAAUUUAUCCUUCACCUCGUGUAACAACUGUGAGUCAAAAUGGUUGGUAUGCUAUGCCAGGAUACACUGCUCUAUCCCCAGAGCUGCUCUUGUCUGAUUUCUGCGCUCCUCACUAUCUCAAUAAAGGGGUAAAAUUGAGAGUGUGGUACGGUGAAGAUUGGAGUGGCUAUACCGAAAUUGAUAACAGUGGAAGGUCGUGCACCAAAAUUUUUGCUUAUUUGUUCCAAUAA